AUGGGCUCUCAGGUAGACAUAAGAACGGGAAAUGAAUAUAUUGAAGAAGAAUUGAAUGAGUGCAAAAAGCAAGCAAACUCUGAUGAUUACAGACAAGAAAAUAUUCAAAAAUGGCCCCAAAUGAUGAAUGAGAUCGGUAUUGAAGAAUCUGAAGCAAAAGCAUUCUGCAAUGAUGGCAGGGAAUCGGUCAUGUGCCACAACUGUUCUCGGCAAGCUUUAAGCACAGGGAAUGAUGCAUACGAAUCAAGAAGUAGAAAUAAUGCCGCGAUGAAAGUGACAGAAUCGAAACCUUCAAAUAACUCAAUUGCAAAUUUACCAAAUUCGUGUAAUUUGCAUCGUCUUUCGAGAAACGUGAAAAUGCCUGUUACGACGUGUAACAAACCAGUUGCAAGAUCCCACAAUACAGUGCAACAUGCGGUAUCUAUUCACAAAAAAUGUAACCACAAUGAUUUACCAUACAAUGCCAAUCCACACUGUUCUCGACCUUCUCUAUACCCAACAAUGAGUUGCAACCUAGGCCGCUGUUCAGGUCAAUGUUGUAAAAUGAUAAGUAAAGAAGGAUUUACGGUUGCUAAAGGAGUAUUGCAGAAGAAUAAUUGUGGUUCGGUUAAGAUUGUAGCGAAAAAAGUUCAACAGGUCAAGACAAGAGGCGAUGAAAGCGCCCACACAGCUCGAAGUGUCAAAGCUCAAUCAGAAAAUUACGCGCCAAAUUGCGCUAUUCCCUUGGUUACUGUCAGUAGUCACUUCAAAAACAAUGCAUCACGUAAAAGUGCUAUAGCGAUAAUUGCGCGAUCAAGCCAUCAUAAUAAAGAAAGAGGUUUUGUCGUGUGUCGUCACUGUGGACAUCGUGUUUUACGCAGAAAUAUCACACGUCGUCUUUCAAGUUCCGAUCCAGUCAAAAAUAUUGCAAAUCGUUCCACAGACCAACAGUAA
Molecule: messenger RNA, 933 nt
Organism: Thelazia callipaeda (thelaziosis nematode)
Lineage: Eukaryota; Metazoa; Nematoda; Chromadorea; Rhabditida; Thelaziidae
Source: the annotation of a GenBank genome assembly